UGUUAUUGUGGACACUCUAGGCCCCGCCCACAUUCUCGAGCUGACGCUCUGAUUGGCUGACGCUGGUCCUAGGGCAGCUGUCCCGUCUCCGUCUAGACCUCAACCGGGCAGAACCCGCGCGACUGCGCCACGGACACACCGGAGCACGCAGAAGCCCGAUAAGGAUUGUUACUUGCAGACAGGAGUGUAAGGAAGCUCGUGAGGUUUAUUCGGGAACGGGACUAACGGGACACGGUGUCGUUUCACACUUCCCUCCCCUCUGCUCUGGCACGAGACUGUGAGAAAGUUUUGGCCAGGCGCGUCUGAGCUCCGGUGAGCUCGUGCUGGAAUUCCGCGCUCCCGUGAUUCGCAGGGAUUUUAUCGAUAUCGUCAUCAUGGCUCGGUUCGGGUUCGGGCUCGCGCUGCUGGCGCUCGUUUUGGGGCUCGCGCACGCGUUCGGGGACGAGGAGGAGAUGACCUGCGACCCGAUCCGCAUCUCCAUGUGUCAGGAUUUGGGAUACAAUGUGACCAAGAUGCCGAACCUGGUUGGAAACGUGCUGCAGUCCGACGCCGAGCUCCAACUGACCACAUUCACACCGCUGAUACAGUACGGCUGCUCGAGCCAGCUGAAGUUCUUCUUGUGCUCCGUCUACGUCCCCAUGUGCACUGAGAAGGUUCCCAUCCCGAUCGGCCCGUGCGGCAGCAUGUGCUUGUCCGUAAAGAGGAAGUGUCUUCCAGUCCUGCAGGAGUUUGGCUUUGUGUGGCCGGAGCUCCUGAACUGCAGCCUCUUCCCGCCUACGAACGAUCAGAACCACAUGUGCAUGGAGGGUCCGGGAGACGAAGACCCGCUGUUCCACGCCGUCCGGCCCGUGCCGCCGCAGGAGGAGGAGUGUUUGACGCUGGGUGCCGGCGUUGAGCAGUACGCCUGGGUGAAGCGCAGCGGAAGCUGCUCGCUGCAGUGCGGAUACGACGCGGGAUUGUACCGGCGGCAGGCCAAAGUCUUCACGGACGUGUGGAUGGCGGUGUGGGCGGUCCUCUGCUUCAUCUCCACUACGUUCACCGUGUUGACGUUCUUGGUCGACUCCUCGCGGUUCUCCUACCCGGAGCGGCCCAUUAUUUUCCUCAGCAUGUGCUGCAACAUUUACAGCGUGGCCUUCAUCGUACGGCUGACCGUCGGACGCGAGCGCAUCUCCUGCGACCUGGAAGAGGCGGCCGUGCCCGUUCUGGUGCAAGAGGGGCUGAAGAACACGGGAUGCGCCAUUGUAUUCCUCCUCACGUAUUUCUUCGGCAUGGCCAGCUCAAUCUGGUGGGUGAUCCUGACACUCACUUGGUUCCUGGCGGCUGGGCUGAAGUGGGGUCACGAGGCCAUCGAAAUGCACAGCUCGUACUUCCACAUCGCGGCUUGGGCUAUUCCCGCCAUCAAGACCAUUGUAAUCCUCAUUAUGCGGCUGGUGGACGCAGACGACCUCGCCGGCAUGUGCUACGUGGGCAACCAGAACCUGGAUGCGCUCACCGGGUUCGUGGUGGCGCCGCUUUUCACGUACCUAGUGAUCGGGACGCUGUUCAUCGCCGCCGGGUUGGUGGCGCUGUUUAAGAUCCGCUCCAAUUUGCAAAAGGACGGGACGAAGACGGACAAGCUGGAGCGGCUGAUGGUGAAAAUUGGCGUGUUUUCUGUGCUUUACACGGUGCCGGCCACUUGCGUCAUUGCUUGCUACUUCUAUGAAAUUUCCAAUUGGACUGACUUUCGUCAGUCAGCACGGGAUUCGUACAUGGCAGCAGAGAUGCUGCGGAUCUUUAUGUCUCUCCUGGUGGGAAUCACAUCAGGAAUGUGGGUCUGGUCCGCCAAAACUCUUCACACGUGGCAGCGAUGUUCCCACCGACUCGUGCACACUGGGCGAAACAAUCGCGUCAAACGGACCGCCAACGGCUGGGUCAAGCCGGGAAAAGGCAACGAGACCGUUGUGUGACAUUCACAUUCACGGUUCCUCUCGUCAUGUAGCACUAUCGUUCGUUCACUUUACGCGAUAUGUUCUUAAGAUGAUCUUACACUGGACGGUCCGGGUGCAGCAGUUUUUCCGUGUAAAUAUGCACUACGCCUAAACGUCGAACUCUCACUGAAGUGCCUUUGUGGACGAGCUAUUCGACCCGACCUGGUGCUGGAUUCUGGGAAACUUUGCUCCUCAGUGCCGUUUACCUCGCAACGUGUCGCUGCUGCCUGGUCCGUUUCUCAUGUGACAGAACCUAUUAAUGCUGCACCAAAAAAUUAUGUUCUUCCUCAGUAUUUUUGUCUUGAUUUUCAGUACAAAUAUCUAAAAAUUCUUAAAUCAAGUUACAUUUACUUAAGGAAAAUGACUUAAAGGGAUAGUUCACCCAAAAAUGAAAAUUAUCCCAUGAUUUACUCACCCUUAAGUCAUUCUAGGUGUAUAUGACUAUCUUCUUUGAGACGAACACAAUCAGAGUUUUAUUAAAAAUAUCCUGGCUCUUCCAAGCUUUAUAAUGGGAGUGAAUGGGGGCGUGAUUUUGAAACCCCCAAAAAAUGAGUCCAUCCAUCAUAAAAAUAAUCCAUACGGCUCCAGGGGGUUAAUAAAGGCCUUCUGAAGCAAAGUGAUGUGGUUUUGUAAGAAAAAUAUCAAUAUUUUAGACUUUAACUAUAAUAACUACAC
Megalobrama amblycephala (Wuchang bream) is the source of this 2642-nucleotide messenger RNA. It is a transcript of the gene fzd4, whose product is annotated as frizzled class receptor 4. Bases 375 to 1946 code for a protein of 523 amino acids. The transcript has 2 exons. NCBI's taxonomy places the organism in Eukaryota, Metazoa, Chordata, Actinopteri, Cypriniformes, Xenocyprididae. Gene Ontology annotation, biological process: retina vasculature morphogenesis in camera-type eye; non-canonical Wnt signaling pathway; canonical Wnt signaling pathway. Gene Ontology annotation, molecular function: Wnt receptor activity; Wnt-protein binding. The record is from RefSeq and is a predicted model, not a curated record. Gene Ontology annotation, cellular component: plasma membrane.